AUGCUUAAAAAGGAGAGUAUCACUCUGCCUGAGAAUAAUAAGGAUAUCAGGGUGCCUGGAGCUACAGCCCCAGGAGAUAUCAUUAUUGGUGGAAUCUUCCCUAUUCAUAAAGCUGUAGAAAAAAAGAAUGACUCAUUUGCACCCCACGUUCAGCAGUGUGUUGGGCUUGAUGAAAGUGGCCUGACAAAGGCUCUGGCUAUGAUCAAUGCAGUAGAGAUCAUGAAUAAAUCCCCUCCGCUGGCUGCUCUUAACAUCACACUGGGUUACCAGAUCCAGGACUCCUGCGGUGAUGUCAGCACAUCUCUGAGGGCCACAGCAUACUUCACCCAGCAGACCUGCUGCCACACAGAAAGCAACACCUCUACAUGUGGCCAACCAGUCAUGGCCGUCAUAGGAUCCUCUUACUCUGAAGUAUCUAUUGCUAUUGCCAGGGAACUGACCCUCAAGAUGAUUCCACAAAUCAGCUAUUCAUCAACAGCUGUGACUCUGAGUGAUAAAAGUCGCUUCCCUGCCUUCAUGAGAACCAUUCCUAAUGAUGAGCAUCAGACAGCUGCUAUGGUCACAUUGAUCAAAUCCAAUGACUGGAACUGGGUAGGAAUAAUUACCACAGAUGGAGAUUAUGGACGAUCGGCGCUUGACAACUUUGUGUCCCAGGCCUUGGAGAAGGGAAUCUGUGUGGCCUUCAGAUCAGUCCUUCCACAGUCUGAAACCAAUCCAGUUGCUGAUAUCAACCAGACAGCCAGAACCAUCUCCGAGAAUCCCAACGUAAAAGUAAUCGUGUCAUUUGCCAAGCCAUCUCACAUGAAGCACCUUUACCAAGAGCUGAGGAAUCAGGCGCUGACAAAAGGAAACAACUUAGAGUCAUUAAAAAGAGUGUGGGUGGCCAGUGACAGCUGGUCCUCCUCUGGCUUUGUACUGGGAAACUUAACUAUGGAGGACAUAGGACAAAUUGUAGGCUUCACCUUCAAACAUGGAAACAUGUCAUCUUUUUGUGAGUAUCUGAGCAGGCUGGAGGCAGCUGGACACAACUACACAGGGAAUAACUCCUUCCUGAGAGAGUUCUACAAUCAGGUGUCUAAUUCUGUGAAGACCCCCACAGAACAUCUUCAGGCUGACACUAUCUACAGUGUUGAGAUGGCUGUGAGUGCCAUCGCUCAGGCUGUGGCCUCUAUCUGCAGGAGGAGAAACUGCAAAACACCAGGCACAGUGCAACCCUGGGAGGUGGUACAAGCUCUGCGGGAGCAGGAGUUUAAGCUAGAAGGGAAAAGGUACAAGUUUGACAAAGGAGGAGACAUCAACCUGGGCUAUGAUGUGACGAUGUGGAGGUCACAUGAAGGGAACAUUACUGUCCGUAAUGUUGUGGCUGAAUAUCACCCAGACAAAGAAACCUUCACCUUCAUUAACCACAACACCUCUGAACAGCUGCCUGAAUUGAAGAAAGUCACCUCAAAAUGCUCAAAAAGCUGCAACCCUGGACAGUCCAAGAAAACAGCAGAGGGUCAACACACCUGUUGUUACCAGUGUAUCAACUGUACAAAGAACCACUACUCUGAUGAAACAGAUAUGGACCAGUGUCUGAGGUGUGACCCAAACACAGAGUGGUCUCCUGAAGGUAGCUCCAGCUGCCUGCCCAAAACCCUUCACUUCUUCCACUGGGAGGAUGGCUUUGCUGUCGUGCUCUUGAUGUUUUCAGCCAUAGGUAUCCUCCUGUCUCUCCUGGUGUCUGCUCUGUUUCUACGUCAGCAUGACACUCCUGUAGUGAAGGCUGCUGGAGGACCGCUGAACCAGGUCGUCCUGUUCUCUCUGGUUGUCAGUUUCAUCAGCGCCAUGCUGUUUGUAGGCCGGCCCAACGGCUUCCAGUGCAAGGCUCGACAGGUGCUCUUCGGCAUGAGCUUCACUUUAUGUGUCUCCUGCAUACUGGUCAAGACCCUGAAGAUCCUGUUGGCCUUCCAGUUCAACCCUGAGCUGCAGGAAGUUCUACGGAGACUCUACCAGCCUUUUGUUAUUGUCAUUGUCUGUGUGGCCAUACAGGCAGCCAUCUGCAUCUGCUGGUUGGUCCUAAAAAGUCCAUUUAAUGACACCGAGAAGUUUCCAACUGCUCUGCUGGAGUACUGCCAUGAGGGCUCAUAUUUGGCCUUCGGAGUGAUGUUGGGCUAUAUAGCUGUCUUGGCCUUUGUGUGUUUCAUCUGUGCCUUCAAAGGGCGUAAAUUACCACAGCAGUAUAACGAGGCGAGGUUCAUCACCUUCAGCAUGCUGCUUUACCUCAUUUCCUGGCUGCUUUUUGUUCCUGUCUAUGUCACCACUUCAGGAGUGUACCUGCCCGCUGUGGAGAUGGUGGUCAUUCUCAUCUCCAAUUAUGGCAUCCUUAGCUGUCAUUUCUUCACAAAGUGCUAUAUAAUAAUUUUUAAGAAGAAGCAAAACACAAAGAGCGUUUUCAGGAGGAAACUGUAUGAAUAUUCCAGUGAAACCACAAAGUCAUAUUCUGUGUUUCAGAGUUCAGCGUCAUGGCAACAGAGCAGCAGUGAGUGCAGCAUCAUCAGUUAUCCGUCCCUCUCCAUGACUGCAGCCGAUUCUUUCAAACCUGUGAUGGUGACAAACUGCAGAGUGUGCAACUGCACAAGUUUGCACAGAGGUAUAAUCACACGACACAAUUGCCUCAGAAGAAGGACCAGCAUAUAA
Scomber scombrus (Atlantic mackerel) is the source of this 2679-nucleotide messenger RNA. RefSeq names its product G protein-coupled receptor, class C, group 6, member A (gene gprc6a). Gene Ontology annotation, molecular function: G protein-coupled receptor activity. Bases 1 to 2679 code for a protein of 892 amino acids. The transcript is spliced from 7 exons. Lineage: Eukaryota; Metazoa; Chordata; Actinopteri; Scombriformes; Scombridae. Gene Ontology annotation, cellular component: membrane. The record is from RefSeq and is a predicted model, not a curated record. Gene Ontology annotation, biological process: G protein-coupled receptor signaling pathway.